AUGGAUAAGAAAGCUCCUCAAGAUACGCCUGCUCCAAAGAGCAAUCAAGACGAUGAAUCCUUCAAAAAUGACACUGUUGUCAAUGCCACAGACGUUGAAAUCACCACCAAGUCACGCAUGUCAGCCAUCACAACAGUACUGACAAGCGGACUGGCUCUGUUCUCCGAUGGAUAUAACGCGCAGAUCAUCGGAUACAUGAAUCCUAUCUUUGCCAAGUUAUACCCAGACAGCUUCUCUAGCUCGAUCAAGACUCGACUCUCCAAUGCAUUCCUCAUCGGCGAGGUCCUCGGUAUGCUCUUCUUUGGCUACGCCAUUGAUAGACUUGGCAGACGGACUGGUAUUGUGUUUGCUACCUUGUUCCUGGUGCUGGGUAUCAUACUCGCGACUGCGGCACAUGGCAAGACUGAGCUGGGCAUGUUUUGGAUGAUGAUUGUUGGAAGAGGUGUCGCAGGAUUUGGUGCUGGUGGAGAAUACCCGACUUGCGGCACAGGCAGUACCGAAGCCUCUGACGAAACUUCCUUUGUUAGACGCCGACGCGGACUCUUAGUCGCUGCUGCAACAGACUUUUCCAUUGAUCUCGGAUUCGUUAUGGCAGGUGUCGUAGCAUUGAUCGUCCUCGCAGCGUAUCAUCAACAUGUCGGUGACGGUGUCUGGCGAAUAAACUUUGGCAUCGGAUUUAUCCUGCCAGUCGCUCUUCUGUUUCUUCGACUUCGUCAGUUUGACUCAACGCAAUACAAGAAACAUGCGAUCAAGCAUGACAUACCAUAUCUGCUCGUAAUCAAGAGAUAUUGGAAGCCAAUGCUUGGAACAUCACUGGCCUGGUUCUUUUACGACUUUGUGACAUAUCCAUUCGGAAUCUUUAGUUCGACAAUCAUUGCUACGCUGAAUCCCAACGACACCCUUCAACAGAAUAUUGGAUUUGGUACUGUUGUUAACUGCUUUUACCUCCCUGGCUGCGUUGUUGGAGGGCUACUCAUGGACCGCAUUGGUCGCAGACAAACCAUGACUUUGGGCUUUCUUGGAUGGACGAUUCUAGGCUUUAUCAUCGGUGGAGCGCUUUCCCCGAUCCAGUCCGUGUUCCCUUUGUUCAUCGUGCUGUAUGGCAUCUUCAACGCACUCGGAGAGAUGGGCCCUGGUGUCGCCACGUUUCUUUGUGCUGCAGAGUCUUUCCCAACACCUCUCCGAGGCCACUUCUUAGGCUUUGCGGCAGCAAUGGGCAAGGCGGGAGCGGCGAUUGGAACACAGGCAUUUACACCUAUUCAAGACUCUUUCUCCGAUAAGCAGCGAGGUAUUCAAGCGGUGUUUCUCAUCGGAGCUGCUUUUGCUGCUGUCGGUGGACUUGUUGCCUGGUUUCUGAUCCCAGACAAGGACAAGGAGCUUGAGAGCGAAGACGCACAAUUUCGGUUGUACUUGGAGCAGAAUGGAUACAAGGGAUCGUUUGGCGAAGCAUUGAAGGACUAG
This is a messenger RNA of Fusarium oxysporum Fo47, 1461 nucleotides long. RefSeq names its product major facilitator superfamily domain-containing protein. The record is from RefSeq and is a predicted model, not a curated record. Bases 1 to 1461 code for a protein of 486 amino acids. Gene Ontology annotation, cellular component: plasma membrane. Lineage: Eukaryota; Fungi; Ascomycota; Sordariomycetes; Hypocreales; Nectriaceae. Gene Ontology annotation, molecular function: carboxylic acid transmembrane transporter activity. Gene Ontology annotation, biological process: transmembrane transport; carboxylic acid transport. The transcript is spliced from 4 exons.